Molecule: messenger RNA, 519 nt
Organism: Acaulospora colombiana
Lineage: Eukaryota; Fungi; Glomeromycota; Glomeromycetes; Diversisporales; Acaulosporaceae
Source: the annotation of a GenBank genome assembly
AUGGCGCCUCUCCAGGAUCUCCAGUUCCCCACUCGUGGCGACGAUGAUGAUGGAGACACCGGACGGAAAAGCAUCUUCAUGAAUCAAAAGUCAAUGGCUAAUAACGAUGUUUUUGCUCGUUUAGCAGCAAUUACUGCCGCCGCUCCUGAUCCUGAUGGCGAGAAUGCAGAUGAACCUGUAAUCGUCAGCCCAACACGAAGUUCAAGGAUCAGAACACAUUCACAUGGCUAUGGUGAUAGCGGAUAUGCCACCCCUUCACUUGGGGGAAGUGUCCCGGGAGCCCUGGAAAACGACCAAGGAAACGGCAAAGGGUGGAUUUGGGUGACAGAGAUUGACGAAAGGCAGCGGGCGUUCAAUCUACUAGAUGAGAACGAUCUUCUAUUUUCCUCUUCACAUAGGAUCAUUCCUCACGAAUCGGAUGCAGCAAAAGAACAAGCUAAUGCCACAUUUUCCACAAUGUUAUCACGAGAGCUUGCAGAUGACGACCUUGAUGAAUUAUCGUCACGUCCUUCUUCUCCU